Molecule: messenger RNA, 1573 nt
Organism: Sinocyclocheilus grahami
Lineage: Eukaryota; Metazoa; Chordata; Actinopteri; Cypriniformes; Cyprinidae
Product: collagen alpha-1(V) chain-like
Exons: 6
Coding region: 728-1573 (281 amino acids)
Source: RefSeq, a predicted model, not a curated record
UCAUGUCAGUGGGUUAGCAUUUCUCUGCGGCCUUCUGGGAGGAACGCUUAAGGUCAUCGUACAUUCAUUUCUCCUCACAGCUCCCACGCCCAGUUUUGUGCAAGUGUGCUGAAUGUAAAUGUCUGCGUAUGUCUCUCUCCAAGUUGGCUCAAGGAAAAGUGUCUAUCGGCAGCCGUUCAGAGGUAGAGCCAGCUGGCUUUCAGUUCCCACAACAGCUGAGAGAAGAGGGACUAAUGGCGAGAUUCAUCAGCAUUGCUCACAUUACUAACCUAUUACCAGAGCUCACACUGAUCCCAUUCUAUCCUGCCCGACUUGGCAUCUCAACACCUCAGUUUGGUUCUCACAUUAUUCAUAUAAUCCCCCCCCGACAGGCCUCAUCAAGCCUAUUCAGUCAGGGCCUCUAAUGAUAGCCUGUAAGCAGCUCAACUCCGACCCCUUGAAUUGUGGGCUGAUAAUGUAGCGCAUAUCUGAAUUGAGAACAAGUUGAACUAUGACCUAAUUUGCAAAGAGAAUAAUACAUUGUCUAGCAGAAUCAGUCAACCACCUUAAUUUUAGAUUCAGUAGAGAUGUAGCGAGCCAGUCAUAUACAUGUCAGUAUGAUUUACAAGUUGUGUUGUCCUACUGUUUUUAUCCUUUUAACAAUUUUAAUUCUGUUCAUCUAUGCCCGACCUCUGACCCCUUGCCCCAUCAAUAAAAGGCCAAACCCAUCCAUAACCUCGAUGACAUCAUGCAGGGAGACGAGCCUGUGGAACCAAAGAAACGCCCCAAGAAAGAUCGCAAAGGCAAAAAGAACAAGAAAAAGAGAGAUAAGAAAGGCAAAAAAGAAUCUCGUAAGAAGAAAAAGGAGGCCGAAGCUCUUGAAGAAGGUUUCCUUGAGGUGUCCUCUAAGCUGCCAGAGUAUUUGGCUCAGGAACCUCAUCGAGGAACUUCACCAGCUGCGACGGAGCAGCCCGAGUCACCAGUACAAUCAUCUCCAACAACAACGGUCGAUCUGAUGGACUCCAUACCCGACAUGCCCACUCAUGAACCUGACACCUAUCAGGACGAACUCGCCAAAGCCACUACAAAGCCUGUGACAGAUCUUGAAGACCAGUCUGUAUUGACAACGGCGGUUUCUGAAUCCUCAAAGAUGGAGGUGGAGAUAGAGAGGCCGAUUAAAACACCAGAGGUUGAGGAGUUUAGUGAUGACCUUUAUGCCGAUGAACACAAUGAGCUCUUGGUCUCCACAGUGACAGUUGGCCCCAAUAUCACAGACUAUGAGAUCUUGGAGUAUGAGUUUAAAAAUGACUCAAACAGCUUUGAACAGGAAUAUGAGGAAUAUGAGGUUUAUGAGGACCGAUUUGACCCCGCGCAGAGGGAGAAGCCACACACAUGGGAUGGAGAGGGCAGGCGAUUUGAGAAAGGACAGAAGGGAGAGCCAGCUGUUGUUGAACCAGGCACAUAUUUUCAAGGACCUCCUGGCCCACCAGGACCACAAGGUCUUCCAGGAAUUCCUGGCAUCACAGGCCCCCCGGGACCCAGUGGAGACCCAGGUGAUAUGGUGAGUGUCCUCAUAAUCAGCAGACCCACAUGA